AUGUCGGCUACUGCAACACAAACUCAUGGAAAUGGCCGAUUAAAUCAUGAAGAAUCAUUAACUUCAACUUCAUCACGUCAAAAUCAACAAAGUAAUAAUCAUCCCACCAAUGAAUCUUCACCAAAGCAAUCAGAACCAAAUAAACCAACAAAUAAAACACCUAAUGAACAUCCACAUAAAAUGAAAAGAAAAUUAGUAAGGAAACCACCAAGUUCUAAUGCUUUAAAAUAUAAAAUUUGGUUAUCUGGUCAUUUAAUGACUUUAAUAUUUGGUUCAAUUACGUUUGUAUUUCAAGUAUUUUGGUUACCUAAUUUUUAUUAUAUAAAUUCAAUAUGUUAUAGAUUAGCAUUAAUUGGAUCAAUGUUAGCAUUAAGUGCUACAUUUAGUCAUAAAUUUGGUUUACAUUUUUUACCACCAAUUGCAACUUUAUUAAGUCAUCAAAAUUUUCAAUAUUUAAUUUUAGCAUUUAUUUGGUGUUUUACUUUUAAAUCUAAUUUUAAAAUUAUCCCUCUUUGGUUAAUUAGUCUUUUACAUAUGGGAAAAUUAAAAAAUAUAAAUGCAAUUGAAAAAGAAUCUUCAUUUUUAGCUUCUGUUAUAGCAUAUGAUGAAUUAGUAUUAAUUGUUUAUUUACUUUUAAGAACUUUAUUUUUUAGAAAUGCAAGUGGUUAUCAAUUAGUUUUAUUUUUAAUAUUUUAUUGGUUAAGAAUUUUAUAUAAUAAAGAAACAGGAAAUUUAUUUGGAGUUAUUGUUGAAAGAUUAGAUGGUAAAAUGAUGAAAUUAGAAAAUCCUAAAGUUAAACAUUAUUGGGUUAAAUUUAGUCAUUUUGUUAAAGAGAAAAGAUUACAAGAAAAACAAGAUGAUUAG
This is a messenger RNA of Lodderomyces pseudojiufengensis, 864 nucleotides long. RefSeq lists its product as uncharacterized. Gene Ontology annotation, cellular component: endoplasmic reticulum. Gene Ontology annotation, biological process: membrane organization; endoplasmic reticulum tubular network organization. Bases 1 to 864 code for a protein of 287 amino acids. The record is from RefSeq and is a predicted model, not a curated record. The transcript has a single exon. NCBI's taxonomy places the organism in Eukaryota, Fungi, Ascomycota, Pichiomycetes, Serinales, Debaryomycetaceae.